GUGUGGUCUUGCACCAGAGCCUGUGCUGCUGAAGCAUUGUGCUGCUCCCUCAUGGCUCUAUGGGAGCUGCUGCUGCUGCUGACUUUCAGCCUCCACUGCUGGCUGACAGGCUCUACCAGCUUAGCUGAGGAAGGCCCUUCAGGGCCCCUGGACUGGCUUCUCUCUGACAAGGGUCCCUUUCACCACUCACAGGAAUACACUGAGUUUGUGGAGAGGAACCGCCAAGGUUUUUCUACGAGAUAUAAGAUCUACAGGGAAUUUGGCCGAUGGAAAGUGAAUAACUUGGCUGUGGAGCGACGGGAUUUCCUGAACUCCCCCUUGCUUCUCACCCCAGAGUUUAUACGGAACAUUCAACUCCUGGGACGCAGGCCCACUGCCCAGCUAAUUACAGACAACCUGAUCAAGAAAUAUGGGACCCAUUUUCUACUGUCAGCUACACUAGGAGGAGAGGAGGCUCUGACUAUAUUUGUGGACAAGAGGAAGUUGAGUAAGAAAGCAGAGGCGAACAACUAUACCAGUAAUAGCACGGCUGUGACUCUGGAGGCCCUCCACCAGCUGGCUGCCUCCUAUUUCAUUGACAGAGAGAGCACUCUGCGCAAACUGCACCACAUCCAGAUAUCCUCCACGUCCAUCAAGGUAACUGAAACACGGACUGGCCCACUUGGUUGCAGUAACUAUGACAACCUUGAUUCUGUCAGUUCUGUGUUGGUUCAGAGUCCAGAGAACAAAGUCCACUUGCAAGGGUUGCAGGUCAUUUUGCCAGAUUAUAUCAGAGACACCUUUGUCCAAGCAGCUCUUAGUUACAUUGCUUGCGAUGGAGAGGGAACUUUUGUCUGCAGAGACAACGAAUGCUGGUGCAAGUGUGACUCAAAAUUCCCAGAGUGCAACUGCCCCUACACGGAUAUUCAGGCCAUGGAAGAAAGCCUUCUGCGAAUCUCUGAAUCUUGGGGUUUAAUAUACAAAGAGUUUGAAGAUUCAGAUGAGUUCAAAACAUUUCUGAUGAGGCUGCCUCAGAAUUUCUUCCUCAACUCCUCGAUGAUCCAGCAUUUGUGGUCUCUGGAUGGUGUGUUUCAGCAGCGCUAUGAACAGCUGGAAAGCAGCAUGAAGAGUCUCUUCAGAAGAGCCCAGCGAGUGGUAUACAAGCUCUUCAGUCUCAGCAAGAGGUGCCAAAAGCAGCCCCACAUUAACUUACCACAUGACAGGCCACAGUCAUAUUGGCUGAACUACUUCCAGUCUUUACUCUACUGCUCGGAAAACAAUCAGCUGGGCUCCUUCUCAGAAGAACUACACACCUGCAUUUGUGCAUAUGACCACAGCUCCUGCCAGGUUCACACACCAUGCUCUGUUGGGGAAGGUCCCGCCUGCGCUGCUUGUGCAAGUGACAACCACACUCGCUGUGGCAGUUGCAAUAUGGGCUACAUGUUAAGUCAAGGGUCCUGUCGACCAUUGGUAGCAGAUUCUACAGAGAACUACCUGAGAUUUGAAACUGAUCUUCAGGAUCUAGAGCUACGUUACCUCCUUCAGAGAGCUGAUCGACGCUUGGAGGUCCAUGCUAUUUUUAUCAGCAACGACAUGCGUCUGAAUAGCUGGUUUGAUCCUUCAUGGAGGAAGAGGAUGCUGCUCACCCUAAAGAGUAACAAGUACAAAUCCAACCUAGUCCACAUGCUAUUAGGUGUCUCCCUUCAAAUUUGCCUUACUAAAAACAGCACUCUGGAACCUGCGCUCACUCUAUUCAUCAAUCCUUUUGGAGGGAGCCAUUCAGAGAGCUGGUUAAUUCCUGUGAAUGAGAAACAUUUUCCAGACUGGAAGUCUACUAAGUUGGACCUACCAUUUCAGUGCUUCAACUGGACCUUGACUCUGGGCAACAAGUGGAAGACCUUCUUUGAGACUAUUCACAUUUACCUGAGGAGCCGCAUCAAAACUACAGGCACUGGAGCCAAUGAGAGUGUUUACUUGGAGCCAUUGGAAAUGGCUGAACCUACACGAAAUCUGGGGUAUAUGAAGAUCAACAGUAUUCAAGUGUUUGGUUACAGUAUGCAUUUUGACCCAGAAGCAAUCAGAGACUUGAUCCUGCAGUUGGACUACCCAUACACGCAGGGUUCACAGGAUUCGGCCUUGCUACAACUGCUGGAAAUCCGAGACCGGGUAAACCGGCUCUCUCCACCAGGCCAGCAACCUCUGGACCUGUUCUCCUGCCUGUUACGACACCGCCUCAAACUAACAGCCAAUGAGGUGGUGCGCAUUCACACCUCACUGCAGUCUUUUAGUGCACGUCUCCCCAAUUCUCUGGAUUAUGAGACCACCAAACUCUGUAGCUAACAGCUAAAACAUCAAAGCUGAUUGACAGCAAUAGAACAAUUGUAAAAAUGCAGAGUAGACUGUUAAUGAGUCAUGCUGCAAUGCUUUGAUUUUCGGUGUUUGAGACUUGAAACUGGUGAAACAAGUGAAAUGUUCUCUAAAGUAUUUUGUGAAAUUAUUUCACAGUAGAUCUUGCCUCAUCAGAUCAGACUCAUUUUUAUUGUAUAGUACAAAACUGAGUUUAAAGAGAAGGUUUUUAAAAUAUACUAUACGGAGUCCUUGUUUGUAAAUUUUAAAGUUUUUUUUUUUU
Xyrauchen texanus (razorback sucker) is the source of this 2608-nucleotide messenger RNA. RefSeq names its product BMP/retinoic acid-inducible neural-specific protein 3-like. The coding region runs from base 52 to 2319 and encodes 755 amino acids. Lineage: Eukaryota; Metazoa; Chordata; Actinopteri; Cypriniformes; Catostomidae. The record is from RefSeq and is a predicted model, not a curated record. The transcript has 7 exons. Gene Ontology annotation, biological process: negative regulation of mitotic cell cycle; positive regulation of neuron differentiation.